AUGGCAUCAUUUUAUGUCCGAUUCCUUGGAGAAGAAACUAAAUCAUUGAUCUGUAAAGUAUCUCAACAUGGAGUAGAGAAAUCUGGUCCCAUCGAUCCCCUUAAUUGCUGCUUGGAAGAUUUGCUAGGGUUAGAGGCUAAAUCUUUCAUGGUUGCACUAUUACAGUACAUAAUCAAUGACAUGAACAGAUAUUGGCCAAAUCUUAGAAAUUAUCCGAAUGGAAAUUUGGGAUUUUGGCAAUAUGAAUGGGCACAACAUGGAAUGUGUUCUGCUCAUCCCGCACAACCUGUGACGUAUUUCAACGAUGCCCUACAAGAAAGAAAGAGAUAUGAUAUCCAACAAAUAUUCCGAAAUUAUGGUAUUGUUCCUAGCAAUAUUCGAAAUUACAAUCGCACCGAUAUGUCGAAUGCCCUUAACGGUGGAGUGGGAGUGAGGCCUGAAAUUCACUGCAAUACAGACUCUGGAAAUGUAGUUCAAUUGAUGGAGGUUCGCAUAUGUUUUGACGUACAAUUGAAUCGUAUAAAUUGCCCAAGACCGUUUACCGCAUGCCCCGUUGCGAACUUGGUUAGGUAUCCUUCUUAG
Messenger RNA from Tripterygium wilfordii, 582 nucleotides. RefSeq names its product ribonuclease 3-like. The transcript has 3 exons. Gene Ontology annotation, molecular function: RNA binding; ribonuclease T2 activity. Gene Ontology annotation, cellular component: extracellular region. NCBI's taxonomy places the organism in Eukaryota, Viridiplantae, Streptophyta, Magnoliopsida, Celastrales, Celastraceae. The coding region runs from base 1 to 582 and encodes 193 amino acids. The record is from RefSeq and is a predicted model, not a curated record. Gene Ontology annotation, biological process: RNA catabolic process.